GCAAGGCAGCGCCGGCAGCCGCGGCGGAGCAUGGAGCGCUGCUCUCCUCCUCUGCCGGAGCAGGAAGCGCUGGAAGCGUGGCUGGAUGAUCACGGCGACUUCGCCCGCUCUUACUUUGUUAGAAAAGCUACGAGAGAAAUGGUUAAUGCAUGGUUUGCUGAGAGAGUUCACACCAUCCCAGUCUGCAAGGAGGGAACCAAGUCCCAGAACGAAGCCUGUGCCUGUCACCAGCCCGCCUGUGCCGAGACCACCAGCUCUGGGACACCAGCGAGGAAAAUCUCCGCUUCUGAAUUUGACAGACCCUUGAGGCCUAUUUUUGUCAAGGACUCGGUAGGAGCAGUGAGCUUCCUCUCUGGCUCUGACAAGAAGGAACAGAUGCCUCUGCAAUCUCCAAGGACUGAGACCAGUGCAGGGGAUCAGUGCUCGAGACUGUUAGAACUUGUGAAAGAUAUUUCUAGUCACUUAGAUGUCACAGCGCUUUGCCAUAAGAUCUUCCUACAUAUCCACGAGCUGAUCGCAGCCGACCGCUAUUCCCUGUUCCUGGUGUGUGAGGACAGCUCCAACGAGAAGUUUCUCGUGAGCAGGCUGUUUGAUGUGGCAGAAGGAUCCACCCUGGAAGAAGCUUCCAACAACUGCAUUCGCCUGGAGUGGAACAAGGGCAUUGUGGGUCAUGUGGCAGCCAUAGGGCAGCCUCUCAACAUCAAGAAUGCCUAUGAGGAUCCAAGAUUCAAUGCAGAAGUUGACCAGAUCACAGGGUAUAAGACUCAGAGCAUUCUCUGUAUGCCAAUAAAGAAUCACAGGGAAGAGGUUGUUGGUGUGGCUCAAGCAAUCAACAAGAAAUCUGGAGUUGGCGGCACUUUCACUGAACAAGAUGAAAAGGAUUUUGCAGCGUAUUUGGCAUUUUGUGGAAUUGUUCUUCACAACGCUCAGCUGUACGAGACGUCGCUGCUCGAGAACAGGCGCAAUCAGGUGCUUCUUGACCUUGCCAGCCUGAUUUUUGAGGAGCAGCAGUCUUUGGAAGUGAUCCUGAAGAAGAUAGCAGCCACUAUAAUAUCCUUCAUGCAGGUGCAGAGGUGUACCAUCUUCAUAGUGGAUGAAGAUUGUCCUGAUACAUUUUCUAGUGUCUUUCACAUGGAAUCUGAGCAAUUAGAGGAUUCAGCUGAAAAUCUGAAGAGGGACUAUGACACAAACAAAAUCAAUUACAUGUAUGCUCAGUAUGUCAAGAAUACAAUGGAGCCACUCAACAUCCCAGAUGUCUGCGAAGACAGAAGAUUUCCAUGGACAAAUGACAAUGUAGAAAAUGUAAGUCGGAGCAUCAAGAGUUUGCUGUGCACACCAAUAAAAAAUGGGAAAAAGAAUAAAGUGAUAGGGGUCUGCCAGCUUGUGAAUAAGAUGGAAGAAAAAUCAGGAAAAAUCAAGGCUUUCAACAGAAAUGAUGAAGAGUUCCUAGAAGCAUUCGUCAUCUUUUGUGGCCUGGGGAUCCAGAACACGCAGAUGUACGAGGCUGUGGAAAGAGCCAUGGCCAAACAGAUGGUGACAUUAGAGGUUCUCUCAUACCAUGCUUCUGCUGCUGAGGAGGAAACGAGGGAGCUGCAGGUAACAGUGGCUGCUGUAGUGCCAUCUGCACAAACUCUCAACCUGACUGACUUCUACUUCAGUGACUUCGAGCUGUCAGACUUUGAGACAACACUGUGUACAAUUCGAAUGUUCACAGACCUCAACCUGGUGCAAAAUUUCCAGAUGAAACACGAGGUUCUCUGCCGAUGGAUUUUAAGUGUGAAGAAAAACUAUCGGAAGAACGUUGCUUAUCACAAUUGGAGGCACGCCUUUAACACAGCCCAGUGCAUGUUUGCUGCUCUGAAAUCUGGGAAAAUUCAGAGUAAACUGACUGACUUAGAAACGCUGGCUUUGCUGAUAGCGACUCUGAGCCACGAUCUGGACCACAGGGGAGUGAACAACUCUUACAUACAAAGAAGUGAACAUCCACUGGCUCAGCUGUAUUGCCACUCAAUCAUGGAGCAUCAUCAUUUUGAUCAAUGCCUCAUGAUCCUGAAUAGCCCAGGAAAUCAGAUUCUCAGCAGCCUUUCCAUUGAAGAAUACAAGGCUACACUGAAAAUGAUAAAACAAGCCAUUCUUGCCACAGAUCUGGCACUAUACAUCAAGAGGAGAGGAGAAUUUUUCGAACUUCUAAGGAAGAAGCAGUUUAAUUGGGAAGAUCCCUCACAAAAGGAGCUAUUUUUAGCAAUGCUGAUGACUGCUUGUGACUUGUCAGCCAUAACCAAACCAUGGCCAGUUCAGCAACGGAUUGCUGAGCUUGUGGCUACAGAGUUCUUUGAUCAAGGAGAUAAAGAGCGGAAGGAACUCAACAUAGAACCCACGGAUUUAAUGAACAGAGAGAAGAAAAACAAAAUUCCCAGCAUGCAGGUUGGAUUCAUAGAUGCUGUUUGUUUGCAGCUGUAUGAGGCACUAACACACGUGUCAGAGGCCUGUUCACCUUUGCUGGAUGGCUGCAGAAAAAACAGGCAGAAAUGGCAAGCCUUGGCUGAGCAGCAAGAGAACCUGAUAAAUGGAGAAAGCAACCAAGGCAAACGGAACUGA
Cinclus cinclus is the source of this 2598-nucleotide messenger RNA. It is a transcript of the gene PDE5A, whose product is annotated as phosphodiesterase 5A. Bases 31 to 2598 code for a protein of 855 amino acids. The record is from RefSeq and is a predicted model, not a curated record. NCBI's taxonomy places the organism in Eukaryota, Metazoa, Chordata, Aves, Passeriformes, Cinclidae. Gene Ontology annotation, biological process: signal transduction. Gene Ontology annotation, molecular function: protein binding; 3',5'-cyclic-GMP phosphodiesterase activity. The transcript is spliced from 21 exons.